Molecule: messenger RNA, 1023 nt
Organism: Aplysia californica (California sea hare)
Lineage: Eukaryota; Metazoa; Mollusca; Gastropoda; Aplysiida; Aplysiidae
Product: protogenin
Biological process (GO): axon guidance; dendrite self-avoidance; homophilic cell-cell adhesion
Cellular component (GO): axon; plasma membrane
Molecular function (GO): cell-cell adhesion mediator activity
Source: RefSeq, a predicted model, not a curated record
GAAAAAAAGCCUGUUCUCCCACCCCCUCACUUCAUAACACCCGCCUUUUUAUGUAUAGAUGAGAUGGAGGGAACAGCUUUUGUAGUCAUGAUAGGCGAGAAGUAAACAUCUUCUAUCGCAUAUGCAGCGUGGUUGAGAGGCUUUAAUCACGUUUAUAUUAUUUAGCAAGUUCAACUAUGCUAGAGUGCAGAAAAAAAGAGGGGGAAAAUCGCACUGUUGACCUCGUGUAGCUUUUGACCUCGUGGCUAUUUAGAUAAAUAACCACCUCCCGCUGGAAGUUGUAAAAUAAAAGCACUUCCGUUCUAAAGGAAUUUAGCAAUCGCUUGAUGUUGCAGUGUAGUUCCUUAUUCAUAUCGCAAUCUGUUGAUUACGUUUCAGUGGUUGAUACCCCAUAAGAUAAACGAUGUAUCAAAGGAAAUAAACCCAUUCCAUCAAAAUUAGGAUCAUGGGGACUAGAUGAGACCCCAGCGCACGAGUCUUGUGGUUGUGACAAGGCACACUACUUUUUUGUAUUCAUGCUCUGACCAAAGCAUCGGCCCGAAUAUUUUGUUUACAGUUUUUAUGUGCCCGAUCAACCUCAUGUGUGUUCAUAUAUGGCUUCAGAACUUUUAUACCUCGGCAUUUUGUUUACGAUAACAUUCAAUUGUAUAUAUGGCCAAGGUUUUUCAAGAACCAAGGGCAAUGGAGUAGACAAAAUAAAGCCAGGGGUUGCACUGGUCCCUGCAGCUUACAAAGUGUAUUUACAGCGGAGAACACCUGUGCUGCUCAAUUGCUCCCUCAACGUAACUGACCCGUCUUUGCGGCCUCUCAGCUAUACCUGGUUCAAAGAUGGCGAAGAGGUAGAUGUGGAUCGCCCCAAGUCCAAAAUCCAACUUUUUCAAAAUGGAUCUUUGUACUUGGGGCCAGGUUUUAGGCGGAGGAAUAGGGGUCGGAAUUCUCGCAAAAUGGAUGGAUUGUACGUGUGCAAGGUGAAAACGACGAAGGGGAUUCUCAUCGCUCGGCGCGUGCAUGUUGUUAUGUCAG